Molecule: messenger RNA, 2325 nt
Organism: Hydractinia symbiolongicarpus
Lineage: Eukaryota; Metazoa; Cnidaria; Hydrozoa; Anthoathecata; Hydractiniidae
Exons: 2
Coding region: 469-1386 (305 amino acids)
Molecular function (GO): zinc ion binding
Source: RefSeq, a predicted model, not a curated record
UCCCAGACUUCUGCGCAUUUCGACAGGCAAAAGAUGGCAGCAGAAAUGGUAAACAACAUGCGAAAAGAGCAUAAAAUAUUACUAUAAUUACUGAAAAAACUGAAAAAGGAAAGUCGUUUCGCUUAUCGAUCGAAGCUCUUGUUGCCAUCUUAUAAUGUCUGCUUGCUCAACAAAAAAGUCCUUGCCCGUGGGGUAUUUACUCGUUUAUUAUACAUCCCUUCUGUUAGUAUUUGAAAAUCAUGUUCAUGAAAGCGAGAACAGCUGUCAAUCAUAUUUUUUAAACUAUGGGUGACUAUAUACAACAAAGUUAGGCCGAGCCACAGACUACGUACGUUUCCGAUAAGAUAUAACAGUUUAAAUAAACCAACAUAUAAACGUAGCCAAAAAUGUACUCAUUGUGUGAAGCACUUCCUCUUUGCUGAUAAAAACAAACAUUUAGAAGGCACGUGCGUUUAUUUAUAUUUCAACAUGUCGAAAAAUGCUGACUAUUUUCAAAAUCUUUCAAAUGCAGAUAAAUCCCACUAUACUGGAAAACUUACACUCGCAGAUGGGACUAUGCUUGCAGAUCCUUACUCGCUGCAGACUAGCCAUUGGAGCGAUGACGUUUUACUACUUCCAGAUAUAACUUAUGUUGAUCUGUAUGUGUAUUUGGUUCACACUCCUAGCGAGUUCAUACACGAGUCGCUUAAAGCACACAAAUCCUUGGAAGCUUACAACUUUUAUCUAUCAGGACACGUACAAGAAGUGUAUUGUCACCACUUAAAAGAAGUAGAUUUCUGUUAUAUAAAAUCGUCUGUGUUACCAAGUCAAAGGCAGGGGAAAACGCAAAAAUUAUAUGACACUUGGAUUAUAAUGCAUAAAACCGGUUGGAUACAUUCGGCAAAUUGUACUUGUGUUGCAGGACUUGGUUCAGCUUGCAGUCAUGUUGCUGCAUUAUUAUUUAAAUUAGUGGCAUGUGCUACAUUAGAGCUGAACAAAACAGCAUGUACUAGUGUUUUAUGCUCUUGGAAAAAGGCAAGAAAAAGAGCUCAUCCUGCACCCUUAAGUAAAAUUGACUUUAGAAGACCAAAAAAGACAGAGACACUGCCAAAAGUUGAUGAUCCUUUUGGAGACACAAUAAAAGGUUUUGUAUCACCUGAUCCAAUAAAAUUUAUUACUGGAAAGGAUCAAGAACAUCUUGAUGAAUUAAGGCAGAUUGCUCCAGAUGCAGUUAUCUUUAAAAGCAUCAGUUUAUGGCUUGACGAUGAUCAAAACCUAAACAGUGACACAGAUAGUGCAAACGAAAAUGAACAAAACAGCCUUCCUGAACCUCUUACAUUUAUUUAUGAGCCAACAGCAAUUAAUGAAACUGAUGCAGAGGUAAAAAAUAGCACUUCAAAGUAUUAGUAACAAAUGGAUGUUGCACAGGGCUGGGCGUAUAACAGCAUCAGUUUCAAAAUCUGCCUUCACAUGUGAUUUAGAACGGACAAAAACAUUAGUGGACACAGUCAUGACUUAUAACAAAAUUUAUUCAAUGAAAGUGUUUUGUUUUUGUUUCUAAGUCCAUGAAUUUCAUUUAAUCUAUUUGCAUAUUCGCUAUUCAAUCCAGUGUAUUUGUUUGAAAUGUUCUGUUUUUCAUCCACCUCAUUUUUUAAAUCCUUUUCUAAGAAUUUAACUUUCUCCUCAAGUUCUUGUACUUUCUGACAUAAUUCUGACAUGGAAGGACCUUGAUCUUCUGGGAGUUUAAAAUCAUUGUCAGAUUCACUUUCAGCUACUAGUUCAGAUGUUAAUUUCCUUCGUUUUGUGAGUCGAGAAUGUCUAUGUUGCUUUUCCAGCUUUCUUUUCUCACUCACUCAUUUUCCACAACGUUCAAAUACUGAGGGUACCCAGUCUGGAUGAGAAGAAUCUUUGGACUUUUUUCCUAAAAAAGCAAACAAUAAAAAAUCUAUAAAAUUUUAAAAAUUCCAGAGAAAAAGUUCAUGUGGGUGAGGGGACACAAAACACAAUAUGGCUCACACUACUUUACAAAAAAACUUUUAAAAAUGAGUGAACAAAGUCACUUACCAGACACAAAAUGUAAAUGACACACUUUGGCAUUCUUUAUUAACUCUUCUGACCAUUCAAUUCUGCCAAUUGCAGUCAGCCAUCUCUCCCUCAACACAGGAUGCUUCUUGUUAGGAAUUUUGUAAAAUCCACCUUCUUCACCCGUCUUCCGACGAUUUGUACAAUUAGGUACGCAACAGCUAUCAGGCAUUGUUAUGAAAAUAAUAGUUUUUAAAGUAUUUAAAAAAUAAAUAUAUCCAAACAGUACAAAAACGUCUCUUCUCUUCAAUAAUCUCUAACAAA